AUGUCAUCUCCCUCCAACGAAGCAAAUUCGGGUCGCCCGAUCGUCGUAUGUAUCCUCAUCUCUCUCUCUCUCUUUUAUUCUCAUGCUUGUCUUGAAUUUGAAGAUACUGAAUUAGAUUCACUUCAAUGUCAGCUUGGUUGUGGUCAACUCUGUCUGGAUUACUUAGUCACAGUGCCGUAUUUCCCAAUCCCCGACCAAAAGAUCCGUGGCACAAGUUUCAAGGUCCAAGGAGGUGGAGGUACUGGGAAUGCUUUGACAUGCGUUGCUCGUUUGGGUUUGGAUUCUAGAAUCUUAGCUAAGGUUGCUGAUGAUUCUCAAGGGAGAUGGAUGGUAGAGGAACUAGAAUCUAAUGGCGUGGAUACUUCCUUUUGUGUGGUAAGAUCAUUAAAAAAAAUUUGUUUUGAUGAUACAAUAUAAUAUCAAUCAAUCAGUGUAGUAUUAAAAAAAAAAAAAAUCCUUUCUUGUUCAAUCUCAGACCGCUAAAGAUGGAGCUUCACAUUUUAAUUAUGUCAUUGUAGAUAACCAAACGUGGGUAAAACAGUCUUUAGUUUAUUUUGUUGUGUGACUUGUGUCUCUCUCUGUGUGACGAACACUCGUACGUGUAUUUUCACUCCAGGGUAUCCUCCUUUCCUCCCAGAUGAUCUUACUGAAUCACUCCUUUUAGCUGUUCUUGAUGGAGUAAAAGUUCUAUAUGUAAAUGGAAGGUCUCGUGGAGCUGAAUUGCAUCUUGCCCAAAAGGCACAUAGCAAGAAUAUAUCCAUCUUAAUUGAUGCAGAGAAACUAAGGGAAGGGCUUAACGAGCUCCUUGACUUAGCUGAUUAUGCCAUUUGCUCUACUAACUUCCCUCAGGAUUGGACUCAGUCACCAUCAUCCCCUAGUGCGCUUCUCUCUAUGCUCAUUAGAUUACCGAAGCUGAAAUUUGUGAUCAUAACUUUGGGAGAACACGGUUGUAUGAUGCUCGAGAGAUGUUCCAAUGAGGUUCCAGAUUCAGAAGAAGAGACAGACAUAGAUGAACUACACGAGUCUCUCAAACAAAGCAUAGACUUAACAAGUGUCUUGCCAAUCUGCAAUUCGUCGCUAGUGACUAGACUGGCAGGGAAUGUUACAGGGAGAUUGGUUUUAGUAACAGCUGAGAAGAUACCUUCAUCGGAGCUUAUGGACACAACUGGCGCAGGAGAUGCGUUUACCGGAGCUUUGCUCUAUGGUUUGUGCACAGACAUGGCUUCAGAAGAAAUGUUGAAAUUCGCAUCUCGUGUCGCGGCUUGCUGCUGCAGAGGUUUAGGAGCUCGAACUACUCUUCCAUUCCGAAAUGAUCCAAACCUUGCAGCUUUCUUGGGGGCAUGAUCGUAAUUUUCUUUCUCCUUGACGCCUCAACAGUCAACGCGCAAGGUCGUAAAACUGCGUCUGUAUUUAUUUGUUUUAUCAAAUGUGAAAUAAAAUAGUUGUUCUCAAUAAAAUAAAAUUAUUGUUUUAAUGCCAGAUUCUCGUUUGUGUCAUCGUCGUACUUUACGUGUGUAUCAUGUGAACAAGUAAUAAGACAGAUAAUAAUACUUUGCACCACC
Thlaspi arvense is the source of this 1562-nucleotide messenger RNA. Lineage: Eukaryota; Viridiplantae; Streptophyta; Magnoliopsida; Brassicales; Brassicaceae. The record is from the annotation of a GenBank genome assembly.